This is a messenger RNA of Vanderwaltozyma polyspora DSM 70294, 2178 nucleotides long. It is a transcript of the gene BSP1, whose product is annotated as Bsp1p. The record is from RefSeq and is a predicted model, not a curated record. Lineage: Eukaryota; Fungi; Ascomycota; Saccharomycetes; Saccharomycetales; Saccharomycetaceae. Bases 1 to 2178 code for a protein of 725 amino acids. The transcript has a single exon.
AUGCCUAGACUAUAUAGGGACGAUAGUGAUGACGAUUUCAUGGACAGGGUCAAGCAGUUAGAUGAUGAAAGAAAUCAAUCCAAUGGUGGUCCUAGGAGAAAUAAUCCAUCCGGAGAUAGAUCGUUGCCUCCUCAGGAUGAUAAAGAGAGUUUACAAGUAGCCAGAAAGAUCUUGGAUGGUUCCUAUGUUGAAUCUGAUGAGUACAGGGCUGUUAUUGAUAGAUCUGUUGAUCAAUUGUCAAAAAAUGAUACAUCUUAUGAGUCUGCUUAUACAUAUGAACAAUCAAGAAAUUCUAAACAUAGGGAUAGUCGUUUAAGAAAUGAGGGAAUCAAGAAAGAUAAUUCCGAAAGUUCUAAGAAAUUCGUUGUUUCUGAAGAAGACUAUGAACUUUUGCAAAAGUUAAAAGCUGGCAAAGAUAUCGAGGAAUCAACAAGGGAAAAAUUACCCACAAGAGGUAAACCAAGAGGAUCAAGAAGGCUGGAUGAUCAGAAAUCUUAUCCAAAUUCUAAUUCAUAUCCUAAUUCGCAUCCCCAUUCUCAUCCCCGUUCUCAUCCCAAUUCUCAUUCACAACCUCAUUCACAUUCUGAUUCACACCCCCGUCGAUUGCCAAGAAAAGAUUUAUCGGAUGAUGAAGAAUUACCACCUGCAUUACCAGCCAGAAAGAAUACCAAAGAUGACAGCGAAAGUGAAGAUGAGCGACCACCACCAUUACCAGCAAAACCAAAACAUCAACAACAGGAACCGAAAAUCAGUGCAAGAGCUAAUAAUAUGAGAACUAGAGAAUCAAAUGUCGAUAAGUCUUUAAAAGUCGAAAGUGGAUCGAGACCUAGAGUCGAGUUUAAAACCGAAAGAAAUUUGAAUACUGAAAGGGAACUGCAAGUUGAAAGGGAGGUCAAAGCUGAUAAAAAGGAGGAAAAACCAGCACCACCACCGGUAGCCAGAAGGAAGCAACAGCAAAAUGUCGAAACUAAAGAUACUGUAUUAGAAAAUAACAAUACUAAACCUUUAAACCAAAGACUUGCGAAACCUUCUGCUCCUGCUCCUGCUCCUAUUCAUCGCAAUUCUGACAAACCAGUAGAUUUCAUCAACUCGUUAGAAAAGAACAAGUUGACAGUUUCAGAAGCACAAAGUUCCAAUUCAUCUUCUAAAAUACGAACACAACAUAUUGACUAUAUAGAUUCCAUGGAAAAAAGAAGGUCAGAUUCCGCUACCUCACUGGACAAAAAGGAUAAACCACCAAUUGGUAAAAAACCUUCUAUUGAUUUUUCCAAGAAGCCAAAGUCAAAUGGCUUCAUUGGUUCAGCAUUAAAUUCUAACACCAAAGAAGUUCCCCCAAAGACAAUAAAUAAACCUAUAAUCCUUCCUAAACCCAAAACGUUAAAAUCGCUACAAGUUAGUGAUAAUUCUAAAGAUAGUAUUACUGAGGAUGACGAGGACAUACCUCUUGAAGAAAAAUUGAAAAAGAUCGAAAGGAAAAAGCCUGUGGUUCCUUUGAAGAAGCCGGACUUAGAAAUUCCAAAAUUGAAACCUGUCGAGAAGACAAAACCAUCUGUACCUCAGAAGAAAGCCAACCUUGAUAUGCCAUCUUUGAAACAUGUUGAAGCAAAGCCAAAGCCUGCAAUUCCUCCUAAAAAAUCUAACAUCCAUACUUCUUCUUUAAAACACGUUGAAGAGAAAACCAAACCUACAAAGGAAGAUAACCCUUUAGACGCUGUUAAAUUAAAAAAAGCUUCAAUUUCAGAUUCAAGCGCCAGAAAGGCAUCUAUUCCUGAAGCAAUUCAAAAAUAUUCAUCUUUGAACAAAGCUAAGACACCUCCUGCUGUUGCACAGAGGAAGAUUUCAAUGCCUGAAGCACUUGUAAAGGCUCAAAAACUUAAGUCUGUGGAUGACAGAUCUGAUCUUGAGGAACCUGCAAGACCUCAAAGUCAUAGAGAUGAAUUAGAAAAUCUAUUUUCUGGCAAAAUUUCUAGGUUGAACUCAAGAGGGACUUCAUCAUCUUUUGAUUCAAUCAACAGUUCAGGGCCUAUCCGGAAUUUAAGCAGACAAGGAACAGAUAUAUCUAUAUCAUCUAAUGUAUCUGAAUAUAAUAGUGAUGCAAGCACUGCCAGUUCAUUAUCACAUCCUCAUAAAAGCAGGUCUCGUGGGCCAAAAAGAAGAUUACCUACAAAUAUGUCAUAA